AUGACUGCCUCAAUUCAAUCCGCUAAUCUUCCAAUUGAACCGCGCCCUUCUCCCAUUUCCAAACCAACCACCAAUUCAAACUUCCCAAUCACUCACCUACCCACAGAUAUCCUCCUCACUCUCUUCCGUCUAAUACCAUCUUCACAAGCACUCUCCGCUCUUUCCCUCUGCUCCCGCCAAUUCCACCACUACAUCACUCCCUACCUGUACUCGCACUUCCUCCACCUCGGCGAUACAUGUACUUCCCUCCCCCAUUUCCUGCACACCAUUCUCCAUAAUCCCCACUACGCACUCUACACUAAAACCUUCACUUGCAACGCCCUCCUAGGCUACAAAACCGACAUCUCCAUCUCCAAUUUCUCCCCCUCCGACCUUGUCCUCCUGAAAUCCCGUCUCAAAUCCAUCUACACCCUAGAAGACGGCUCACGCUCCCCAUUCUUUGGCUCCCACAUCACCUCACAAUGGUACAAUUUUAUCCUACAAGGAAACUGGGAUGCCAUCGUCGCAUUCAUCCUCUGUCUCCUCCCUAAUCUCCAAUCUCUCAAUAUAAUCAACCACGCGAGCGGUUGUCCUUACGGAUAUCCCUAUCUCGAAACCGUGCUGAACCGAGCGACAACUUUACAAAAUCAACGACUUCGCGAUCCCACCCGCAUAGUUCAGCCACAAGCAUAUUCAUUCCCGUAUUUACGGUCUUUGCAUUUGGCAAAACACGAUACUAUACAUUAUCCCCGCAUGGGAUUUGAGAUUCUGCGUGCCCUCCCUUUUUUAGCCAUUCCCUCAAUACGAGAAGUCGAUACACACAUGCUUUCGGAUUAUAAUUUUCCAUUCUCCGUUUUGCCAUCUUCUCUUUCUUCUUCUUCCCCUACUCAACACGCGCUAAACCCAUCUCCAAUAACACCCUUCACACUCUCAACCUUUUACUCUCCUCCCCUUCCCAAUUUCACCUUCCACAUCACUCAUCUCCACCUCUCUCACACGGUUCUUCGACAGGAUUCCUUGAUCCCAUUUUUCAGCUACUUCAAAUUCCUCAAAUCUUUACAAUGGGAAUGGGAUUACGAUACUCAAAUCGGGGAAAGAGAAGGAUUGGAAUUUUCAUUCGAUUUAAAUCAUUUUCUGCAUUCGAUCACACAUUUGAGAGACAUUCUCGAAGUUUUGAGACUUCACGUUUCUGAAUCAUCAUCAUCAUCAUCAUCUGCAGAGAUUCACGAUAGAAGCGAGGAGGAAGAAGAUGAUGAAGAAAGAGAAGGAAAUGAGUAUCAUCAACAACCACAUGACAAUUACGACAACGAGAGCGAAGAAUACCAUUCCAUCCUCACCCACCUCUCGCACUUUACAAAAUUGCAAAUUCUAAACAUCUCCGCAAAUCUACUGCCCGCUCCUCAAUUCAAAACCACCUCGACUUCUAAUUUCCAACUCCGAAUCUCCAUCUCAAGCUCAGGCUCAGGCUCAGGCUCAGGCUCAACUUCCGAAUCAGACGAAACCGAAACCGAGAUCGAAGAUCCACACGACUCCCUCUCAUUACCCAAAAGCAAAGAAAAUACACACCUCACCUCCACCUCCACCUCCACCUCCACCCCCAACACCCCUCAAUCUCACGAAAAAGAUAAUUUCUCACUCUCACCCCCCUGUGAAACCUGCGCUCACCACGCCUCUCGCGCCUAG
This is a messenger RNA of Botrytis deweyae, 1662 nucleotides long. RefSeq lists its product as uncharacterized. The coding region runs from base 1 to 1662 and encodes 553 amino acids. The transcript has a single exon. The record is from RefSeq and is a predicted model, not a curated record. NCBI's taxonomy places the organism in Eukaryota, Fungi, Ascomycota, Leotiomycetes, Helotiales, Sclerotiniaceae. Gene Ontology annotation, molecular function: protein binding.